AUGCCGCGCGUCGCUCACGGCGCUCCCCGCCCCUCCCGCGCCCCGAUUGGCUCUCUGCCCCCACCUGGCCUGCCGCUCAGCCAGCCAGCCAGCGCGGAGGUGGGCGGGGCCCGGCAGCAGCCCGCGGGCUGGGCAGCCUGGCGGGGCGGCGCGGCACUUGUUCGCUGCCGCCCUCUCAGCGGCAGCCGCCAGCCCGGAGCCUGGCGCCGGCCCUGGGCUCCACGCGCCAGCUGCCCGCGCUGCCCGCCGGCGCUGGAGGCAGGCGCGCCAGGACACAGCGGGCAUCCUGCCCUCCGGCGAGCUGCGCCCGUGGAGUCGACCAAGCUGGGGGCCGAGAGAGGCCCUCAGGCGAGGGCCUUGCGGCUGGCAUGGGGCCGCCCUCACCUGAGCCCUCAGCCCAGUUCCCAGCCGUGUGGUGCUCGCCCGGAGCCCUCGCCUGGACCCAAGAAGGCAGCCCAUGCCCAGCUGCUUGCCCGCAACGCUGAGCAGAGCUCUGACCCCUCCCUCAAGCCUCCCCCGAUCCCAAACCCCGAAAAGCUGGAGCUGCGUGUGGUGAAAAUGGAGUCCCACUCUGCAAGCUGGGGUCCGGUACCACCUGCAGGAUCUGGCCUAGAAAGCAGCUACUGCUUCAUUACGGAUGGAAUCGCUCCGCCACAAAGGAUGCUUUUCCCACCCGAGAAGAUUUCUGUGGCUUGGCGGCAAAGGCAAAGUGUUGGAGCUGGACUCCACAACCUGGGCAACACGUGUUUCCUCAACUCUGUUCUGCAGUGUUUGACCUACACUCCCCCUCUGGCCAAUUACAUGCUUUCCGGGGAACACAGCCAGUCGUGUCGUGCGCAAGGCUUCUGCAUGCUGUGCACAAUGGAGACGCACGUUAACCAGGUCCUGUUCUGCUCUGCCAAUGCCAUCGAGCCUACGGCUGUCUUCAGUGACCUUAGACGGAUAGGGGAGCACUUCUGUUUUGGCAGACAGGAAGAUGCUCAUGAAUUCUUACGUUACACCGUGGCUGCUAUGCAGACAGCUUGUUUGAGCGGAAGCACCGACUUGGACAGCUCGUCGCAAGCCACCACGGUCAUUCACCAAAUAUUUGGAGGGUUUCUACGAUCCAGAGUGACGUGCUUGAGCUGCCAAGCAGUUUCGGACUCCUAUGAGGCGUUCCUUGAUAUCCCUUUGGAGAUAACGGCAGCCUCCUCGGUCUCUGGAGCGCUGGAAGAAUUUGUGAGACCUGAACUGCUGGAUGGUGAGAAUUGCUACAAAUGCAGCAAGUGUGAGAAGACGGUUGCUGCGUCCAAGAGGUUUACAGUUCAUCGCUCUUCCAACGUUCUCACCAUAGCCCUGAAAAGAUUUGCAGAUUUCACUGGUGGGAAGAUUAGCAAGGACGUGAACUAUCCAGAGUAUUUGGACCUUCGAGCGUACAUGUCUGAGUCAGCUGGAGAGCCAGUCCGCUACGCCUUGUACGCCGUGCUGGUGCACAGAGGUGCCAGCGGUCGUGCAGGGCACUAUUUCUGCUUCGUCAAGGCCAGUAAUGGACUAUGGUAUGAGAUGAAUGAUGCCUCGGUAGUCCUUUGCGACAUCAACACCGUUCUCAGUCAGCAGGCGUAUUUACUUUUUUAUAUCAGGUGCUGUGAGGAGACACUUGGAGAAGGCACUUCUUACGCACCUGUGCCAUCCCCUGCCCCUUCGUUCCUUGGUCAGCAGGAGGCUAAUAAUAAGCAGGCCGGAUUUCUGGGACCACAGCAUCCUCCUCAUAUGAUGAAGUAUGAUCUGGAUUUCUCUGUGCUCCAUGUUGACAGCGGCAAGCAUAAGGAGAAGAAGAAAAAGAGGAGACCCAUGAAGAAGCUGAAAAGCUUCUUGGAAUGCUCAGAUCCUCGUUUGCAGAAGUGCCCGUGGGAGGAGAAGGAAGAAGCCCAUCCUCCAGGCGGCUCUCUAUGGGAGCAGUAG
Molecule: messenger RNA, 1941 nt
Organism: Rhea pennata
Lineage: Eukaryota; Metazoa; Chordata; Aves; Rheiformes; Rheidae
Product: ubiquitin carboxyl-terminal hydrolase 42-like
Exons: 14
Coding region: 1-1941 (646 amino acids)
Biological process (GO): regulation of apoptotic process; protein deubiquitination
Cellular component (GO): cytosol; nucleus
Molecular function (GO): cysteine-type deubiquitinase activity
Source: RefSeq, a predicted model, not a curated record